Funneliformis mosseae is the source of this 906-nucleotide messenger RNA. The record is from the annotation of a GenBank genome assembly. NCBI's taxonomy places the organism in Eukaryota, Fungi, Glomeromycota, Glomeromycetes, Glomerales, Glomeraceae.
CAAAGCGAUUUAAAUAAAUUUGAAGAGUCAAUAUAUAAAUGGUCUCAGAAUUUUAUUCGAAUUUUUCAACAAUUUUCUCCAUCUGGGUUAAAACUUCCGAAACUACACUCAUGGAUUUAUCAUGUGAUCGAUUCAAUUCAGAACUUUGGUGCAAUUAAUGGAUAUACUACAGAGACUUACGAAAGCCUUCAUCGUGAAUAUGUUAAGGUUCCCUAUCGGUUAAGUAAUAAAAAAAAUAUUGAAGCCCAAUUAAUGCAAAUAAUUCGACGUCAAUCAAUUGCAAAAAUAACGUCUCAAAACCAAUCAACAAAUUUGGAAAUAACUCCUCGUGCAUUUAAAUUUUCAUCAAAGCUUUAUGAAUUUUCAUUAAUGAAUGCACUUUCAUUUUUUGAAGAAAAAAAAAUAGAACCUAAUAUAGAUGAUAAAAUGAAGACUGGGUUUGACCAGUUUUUAGCAUGUAUGGAUUCAUAUUUAGAUCUAAUUAAAAUAUCUGAAAUAGAUAUCGCUCAAAUUAAGAUAAUAAUAUAUGGAUCAGUAACAUUGGAAAAUGGUGCAAUAAUGCGUGCAAAUAAUAGUUAUCAUCAAAACCCCUGGUUUAGUAAUAUUUCUGUUAUUAUGAAUUCUGAAGAAUUAUUUGAAUAUUCAUCUGAUCAAGGUGUUUGUUAUGGACAGGUAUUAUUAAUUGCAAAGAUUGAAAUAGAAAAGGGAAAACCUUCACUUAAUCUAGCACUAAUUCAAUGGUAUGACUUUAAGUCACAAAGUCAACCAUAUUGCUACGGAUGUCCUCGAUUACAAAUUAAAGAAUUAUAUAAUUUUAUAGAAAUAGAAGCUAUACAAGAUAUAGUGCAUAUAAUACCACGUUUUAGAAGUAAAAAUGAAUUUUUUGUUAAUAAUUUUAUUUUUUAA